CUUGCCAUUGAAAAAUACAAUUUCGUUAUUAUGUUGUUCACGUGAUAAAAAGUGGAAAUGUAUAGAAUAAUUUUAAUUUUUAUAGUAUUUGUACCAGCCUAUGAUGCAAAUUUAUGCGGGUGCAAAUCUAUGAGGAAAUGUUACGUCGACAUGUUGAACAUACUAAAAGAUAAGGACGAAGAAGCGUGCGUUGAAAACGUUGCAACAGGAGCUGGCACUGUUAUGAUAUUUUUAAAGGCUUUGAAGCAGUACUGUCCUGAAGUAGUGAAAGUAGAAGAAAAAUAUGUUACUUAUGAAGGCAGACAUCUUUAUGAGGUGAUAGUAACUAAUAAUACUGCCAAACAUGUUGACGACGACACGAAACCAGUAAUCUUAAUAGAAGCGGGUCAAUUGGCAGGGUCAGAAUCUACAAAUUUGGUUCUAGUCCUCAUACAACAGUUAGCUGCUUGCAUUGAAUAUGAAGAUAUGAUAGAAAAAGUCAAGUGGGUUAUUCUACCCUGCACUAACCCGGACGGAUUGGAGUAUACCAGAUACAAUCGUGUGCAGUGGAAAAAGAAUUUGAAACCAUCGGACGACCAAAUGAAUCAUGGAGUAGACUUGUCUCGAAACUUCGACCAUCAAUGGAGUGCAUGCAAAAAACGCGGGAACAGUUUCUCCCCACAGUAUCCAGGAUUGUCACCUUUUUCUGAAAAUGAGACGAGAUUCGUAAGAGAUGUGAUGAACCGAUACAAAAAUCAGGCUAGAGCAUAUAUAUCAGUACGCAAGAAUGGUCAUUCCCUGCUCUUUCCAUACGCGUACACUAAAGUGAAAGUUGACGAUGAGGCGCAAUAUAAGAAAGUUGCUGAAAAAAUAGUGGAAAAGAUUAAUCAGAGAGCUGGUAUAAUUCAGCUGUUUAGCUCUGAGUCAAUUUUCUCAAUGAACGGAAAAGCGCACUGCGGGCAUAGUGUCGAUUACGCCUUCGAUCUUGGGAUUCCCAACUCUUUCGAGAUGCGCGUAUUCCUUGGAAGUGAAACGGAAGUCGUGACUAAGUUCCAGUCCCUACCUCGAGGUUACCAUAACUCUUUACUUUUGGGCUACCUUAGCGGUUUUAAGAAAUUAUAUGAGAUAAUUACCACUGACAAGAGCAAAAAUGCACAUUUUUAACUUCUGUUUCAUAUUCCAAGAACGAACAUUAGUUUUGAAAGACAAAAAAGAUCAUAAUGUUUUAUUUUACCGUUGUCGUAUUUAUUAGUGUAAUAAAGUAUUUGUAUAAAUUUUAUUGGAUUGAUAUUCAAUUAUUUUUUAAGUGAAAUUUCUUCACUAGUUUGUUAUAAUUAUUAAUACAUCGAUC
This is a messenger RNA of Hyposmocoma kahamanoa, 1330 nucleotides long. Its product is annotated as zinc carboxypeptidase-like. Gene Ontology annotation, biological process: proteolysis. The coding region runs from base 58 to 1143 and encodes 361 amino acids. The transcript has 6 exons. The record is from RefSeq and is a predicted model, not a curated record. Lineage: Eukaryota; Metazoa; Arthropoda; Insecta; Lepidoptera; Cosmopterigidae. Gene Ontology annotation, molecular function: metallocarboxypeptidase activity; zinc ion binding.